AUCAGUCUCCGGUGUGCAGUUCGUGGCUGAACACCAUGUUGCCCCGUCCGGCGCCGAGUAUUCUGCAAAAAAUGAAUGUUUUUGAAGACCAAAGUGACAGACUGGGUAGAAGUCAGCAGGAGCCGUGCGCAUAUAUCCGAUCAGGUGUUGCUGGUUUGGCUAUGAUCCCAGAAGCAGAAGUGGAGACUCGCAAUACUCGCCACACUACUGGGGGUGGAGGUGGUACAGCCCCCCCUGCACCACCGUUGCCGCCAGUUGAUCAUGAUGGGCUUAUCUUACCUCGGAAACUUCAAAACCCCUGUGUGGAAUCUGCAGACAGGCGUAGUCUCCACCGUGAAUUACUCUUCAACCAAAAGACUGGGAAAAAUGUCUUGAAUCAAAAGUCGGAACUGCAGCGAGCAUUUGGCCGCCACCGUGAGCAGCAAGCGAGACGAGAACUGGAGCAGCAGAAGGCCAGCUCCCUGUCAGAUCUACAGAGGCUCAUUGAAGAACGACAGAAACGAUUGCUAAUGAUGGAGAAAGAUGAUGAUGCAGACAGUUGUUCUGGUAGUGAGCCAGAAUUCAUGAAAGUUCAUGCCAGACUAAGAUCUAAAAUGGAUUCAAAAUAAGUAUUACUGAUUAUUGUGUCUGUAAAAUGUUUAUUGUGUGUAAUGAGUGUGAGGCAAGCCUCAGUGUGUUCAACCAAAGCUAUUAUAGUCUUUUGCAGCAGGGAAAAAAUUAUGGAGAUCUGACAAGUAAAUGUGUUUGGUAUUGCUGAUGCUGAAAUAACGGUUUCCCAUGCUCCCACAUAAAGAGAAAAAAUUAAGCUUGGAACAUUUAAAAAAUAUAUGGAGGUAGUGACUAUAUUAAGCUUCAUUUGGCUGCUUUGGUAUCAUUUACAUCAGCAGCUGAAUUGUGUUGUUUCACAAGAAUUCACAUCACUCAAAUGUUUUCCAUGUGUAAAAGUACAAGUAAACAACUGUGUUACCAUUAUUUCUUUACUUACGUUUUUCAUGUGUGAGGCUGAAGGUGUGUAAUUUUGCAAGGAAGUGUUUUUGCUGUGACUUUUAAACAAAGAUUGUGAUGGGUGUGACAACAUUCGUGUUUGUGUACCAGCUGAAACCAGUGUUCAGAGACUAAGACAUUAUUACCUGCUCCAUUAUAGUGAGUCUCACACAGCAAACUUCAAAGACAGUGUGUGGCCUUUUCAAGUGAUUAUACUAGCUGUGCCUUAAUACAGUCUCAUGAACAUGUAUGAAUGGAGGGGAUGAUCUAUUACUGUAUAUAUUUUUAAACAGUGACUUUAAUUUUGCAUUAAAUGUCAGUUCUGCUAUCGCAUACCUAAUAAGAAAUAAGAGAUGUUUAAUUUUUACUAGUUCAUUUCUUUUGUAGAGUCAUGGUUCAUUAAUUGCAGUUCGUGCAAUUAUUUCUUGAAUGUGGUAUUUUUGUAUCUGUACUAUUUCUCAUACUACAAGAAAAAUUUCUUCUGACAUUUGUUCUGUAUAAUGGUAGAUAACAUUACUUUCUUGUUCUUAAUGCUGCAUGGAAGUAAUGUGAGCAGAGACCGAGGCUGCAUUUCAUAACAGCCAAAUCUGUUCACACACAGUUCCUCAGUAUUUGCCAUCAUUAUUGAGUUACACACAACUCAUGUCUUCCAUCAUUCUGACUGGAUUCACUCACAGAGUUCAUAAAUGUAUUAUUUAUACUUUAUUAAUUAUACAUAUCUUAUUUUAAAGUAAAACAGCAAAUGGUGAUUUCAAAUUAAUACAUUAAUUCUAAAUAUUGGUGUUUGAAAAUAAUAAAGACUGUAAAAAAUAUUAA
This is a messenger RNA of Schistocerca serialis cubense, 1800 nucleotides long. RefSeq names its product protein FAM107B. The record is from RefSeq and is a predicted model, not a curated record. Lineage: Eukaryota; Metazoa; Arthropoda; Insecta; Orthoptera; Acrididae. The transcript is spliced from 4 exons. The coding region runs from base 36 to 608 and encodes 190 amino acids.